Molecule: messenger RNA, 714 nt
Organism: Eurytemora carolleeae
Lineage: Eukaryota; Metazoa; Arthropoda; Copepoda; Calanoida; Temoridae
Gene: Rpb8
Product: DNA-directed RNA polymerases I, II, and III subunit RPABC3
Exons: 6
Coding region: 51-503 (150 amino acids)
Biological process (GO): DNA-templated transcription
Cellular component (GO): RNA polymerase I complex; RNA polymerase III complex; RNA polymerase II, core complex
Molecular function (GO): DNA-directed RNA polymerase activity
Source: RefSeq, a predicted model, not a curated record
CAGAUUUCAGUUGAAAUAUUCCUAUUGUACCUGUUUUUUUUUUAGAAAAAAUGGCCGGAGUACUUUUUGAAGAUAUUUUUGAUGUCAAGGAUAUAGAUCCCGAGGGGAAGAAGUUUGACCGAACCUCCAGAUUACAUUGUGAAUCAGAAUCAUUCAAGAUGGAUUUAAUCCUGGAUGUGAAUACCUGGAUAUAUCCGGUAGAUCUUGGAGAUAAGUUUAGACUCGUCUUAGCCUCAAGUCUUAGAGAGGAUGGGUUUGCAGAUCAGAGUGACUGGUCCCCCCUGGACUCUGGUCCAAGUCGAGCAGAUAGUUUCGAGUAUGUAAUGUUUGGUAAAAUAUACAGGAUUGAAGGGGAUGAUAAUGUGCAAGAGGGAACUGGAAGAUUAGCAGCAUAUGUUUCCUACGGAGGUUUACUCAUGAGACUACAGGGAGAUGCGAAUAAUCUGCACGGGUUUGAGAUGGAUCAGACGGUUUAUCUACUCAUGAAGAAACUGGCCUUCUAGUGUACAUAUUCAUGAUCCAUGUACACAGACUUAUGUACACCGCUCUCAGCUCACCCAAUAACUAAAUUGUAUAUUUACUUAAGUGUUUUUUUUAAAUACUUACAGUUGUACAUUCCAUGCUAUUAUGUACAGUAUUUGAUAAAGGUGUGAGCUGUGUACAUGAUUUCUCUCAAAAAGUACCUUAUUUUGUAUUUUUUUUUCUUCAGAAAAA